Molecule: messenger RNA, 701 nt
Organism: Hyphopichia burtonii NRRL Y-1933
Lineage: Eukaryota; Fungi; Ascomycota; Pichiomycetes; Serinales; Debaryomycetaceae
Exons: 1
Coding region: 63-701 (212 amino acids)
Source: RefSeq, a predicted model, not a curated record
UUUUUUUUUUUUUUUUCUUUUUCAUUUUUGCAAACCAGUUGACUUCAAUACCUGCUUUGGGGAUGAACAAGUUUGUCUCUUCGGUGUUUGGUAAGAACUCCGAGCUAACGAACGAGCCGACUAUAGAUUAUAAUCAAACCAUAUACAAUACAACCAAGUAUGAAACCAAGGAUACUAGGCACGAUGAAUCAUCGAGGUAUAAUGAUUUAUUUGAAAAUAUUCCUGUAAGCACCCCUGGGAAUCUUGACAUUCCAGUGGGAACCCAAGAAUUGAAUAGGCAGUUGAAACAUUCUAUACAAGUAUUGAACAAUCAAAAUGAUUUUUUAAAAGAUUUGAAUGAUUUAGUGGAUGAGAAUGACAAAAAGGAAGAUGGUGAUGACAAAAAGGAAGACAAAAAUGAUUUUGAAGCAAAAUAUAACCAAUUGCGAAAAGAUUUCAUUGAAGAAAUAUCAAAUCAUCAUGCGUUUUAUAAAUCAUACCAAAGUUUAUUAUUGAAAUAUAAACAAUUGAAAACGAGUCAAGAUUCAAAUGUUGAUGAUAAAAUUAAUAAAAUUAAAAGUAUAACUACUGAUCCAUCAAUUAAAAAUCUCUGCGAUGAACUUUUAUUAGAUUGUAAUCAAAAAGAUUUAUUAAUAAACUCUUAUAAACUAGAAUUAGAUGCUGCUAAUUUGAAAAUUAGCCAUUUAGAAAUCAAAAAGUAA